AUGAAUCCACCAAUGCCUCAUCCACAUCACGCGGCAGCCGGCCCGGGCGAAAGACACGUUGUAUUCAACAACCCAUCAGGCCCAGUAAACUUUGACCACCUAGCGAAUCAGAUGCACCAAAUGCAUAUCCAGCAAGACAGAUUCAGUCCAAGCAGUGAGUCGAGAUCAAGGGAUUUCAUCGCUAACACGGACAUUGACGAAAAUGCGGGGACGUAUUAUGUCGGCUACACAUUCUUCAAGGCUCCAGCUGCUCCAGGAUAUCAACCAACUUGGAAAAAAGUCGAAAAGACCAAAAUGAACCUGAGACAGAAUGAUCUUGCCGAUCUCGUCCGAAAGGGGUCCAAGAAGAGAUCAGUCGCUGACCAGUACCAAAGCCUUUCGAACGUCAAGCGCCCCCAUGUGGACCGGUUAGUUGAGACCCUUCGGCAGAGUAACCCUCGCUUCCAAUGGAUCUGCGUUUAUGUAAAGGAGGACACGAAAGAAGUCAAGGGCAAGAACUACCGCCGUGGCGACUAUGAGACCACUUCUAUGCAUAUCAUUCUUCAGGGCAAAGCGACGAGCCGGCCAUCGUCUGAAGCGCCUGCGCAGGUCAGAGACCAGAGACCAGUUCAGACGCAGCGUCCUGGUCCCAUGCCGGAGACUCAGCAUAGGCCCUUCGUCGGAAAUGGCCCAUACGCUGAUCCGCGAUCCAUGCCAGGAUUUCCUCAGACGCCUAUGCCAUCUCAAAUGCAUAGCAUGCAACCAGGACCUGUGCAGCCAGGACCUGCUCAAUUUCACCAACCGGGCCCUGCUCCCUUCCGUCCCCCACCACAGAAUGUGAUGAGAGAGCCACCGUUUGCGGAACAGGUCAACUGGGCGCAAAAUAUCUCCAGAAGCCAGCCAACGCCUGCGCCAGUUAUUCACAAUCCUAAGUCUCAUGCACCUGCACCCGUCACCAGACCUGAUCCGCCAGGUGAUGGUGCGCAUAAAAUUGUAAUGGAACCAGAUCGCAAGAGCCACAAGAAAGAGGUUCCCCAUCAGAGCGCAGCCCGCGAUCCUCAGGCGAAAGCCAGGGUCAAACAUGACAAGGCUUCGAAGCAACGCCCUGAAUCAGAGCCGGAUCUUGUGUACGACAGUGACAGCAGUGAUGACAUCCUGACACCGGAUCAAGAUGAUGACAUUUCAGAUGAAGAGUUCUCAAGCCAGGAGGCCAAGUCGCUAAAGACGCCAAAGCCCUGGCGAGGGAGCCUCUACCGCGGCCAUUCAUCUUCGCAGCCUCGCCAUAGGCGCCGCACACACUAUCGAAAAGACCCGACUCACCGAAAAGAGUCGCAGCAAGCUAGCGACCAUAGCCGGGGGUACCGAAGAUACCGAGAUGAGGGUGCUGUCGACAUUGUUCCGGCGGAUUCAAGGCAUGUUGGCAGACUUGCGAAUAGGUACCAUGGCCAUGGUCGACAAUGGGCGGCUCAGCCUAGAAUAGUUCACCAACAGCCUAGCAAUGAUGAAAUGGAACUGCUUAUGAGCCAGGUCAGAGGACGAGCGCAGAAUGACAUUCGGAGUCGAAUGUUGGAGGAUUGGGAAGCAGAUCUCGCGGAUCGUGAGCACUUGUUCGAAUAUCAGAAACAGAUGUUCAAGGACACGUUUCGCACCGAUCGAAUGGAUGAUGCCCCUAUGCUGAACCGCCCAAGGGCCCUGCGCGACCCGCCCGCAUAUGCCCGUGGCUUUAUGCAGAGGGCCUUGCAUUACUGA
Messenger RNA from Aspergillus mulundensis, 1728 nucleotides. RefSeq lists its product as uncharacterized. Bases 1 to 1728 code for a protein of 575 amino acids. The transcript has a single exon. The record is from RefSeq and is a predicted model, not a curated record. NCBI's taxonomy places the organism in Eukaryota, Fungi, Ascomycota, Eurotiomycetes, Eurotiales, Aspergillaceae.